CAUAAAAUAUUGUUGUUGUACAUAAAUGUAAUAAAUAGUAGUAACAUAAGAUUACAAAAAAAAGAAGAAAAGUGACAAAUAUUUUUUUACAAAACAAAAAAAAAAGAUGUACGAACUAUUUCGAUUGCUCGUGCUCGCCUACUUGUGGGUCGUAGCCGUAAUUUUCUCCAUCUACCUAGUUAUCUACUUAAUUACAAGUGUGAUAAAUCAACAGAGCAAGUUAUGUUAUCACUUGAAACUCUUUUUCCUCUACUACACAUUCACGAUGGCUGCGAUCAUAAUCCUGCCCGUGAUGCUCCUUCGCCCACGAAAUGUCGACAAUUGUAGUUUAAUUUGUUGGGUUGUGCGCCAACUUCCGUCAUCAAUCGAUAUUACAUGGGAGAUACGACGCUCCGAUAUUCUCGCACAACCGGAAGGCAGUGUUUUAGUUGUAAAUCAUCAGUCAGAAUUAGACUUAUUAGCCAAAGUAAAUAUCAGGGAAUUGAUCACACGCUCCACACUAAUUGUGAAGAAGGAAAUUCUCUAUCUCGUGCCGUUCGGUCAAUUAUCGUGGCUCGCUGGCGUCGAAUUUGUCAAUCGCAAGAAUUCAGCGCAGGCCAACAAAGUGCUCGAUGACUGCGAAAAGUUGCUCAUCAGUAAAAACAUCAAAAUUUGGGUAUAUCCGGAGGGCACGCGCAGCUAUGGCAAAGGUAUGCUCCAGUUUAAACGAGGUGCCUUCAAAAUUGCAAUAAAUGCUCAGGCGCCAGUUGUGCCUAUCGUUAUCUCGCCGUACUAUUUCAUGGACUACAAGAACAAUUCGAUGCGAUCAGGACACGGAAUCAUCUCCGUUCUCGAUCCAAUUCCCACGAAAGGCUGGAACAUGGACCAGUGCGACGAGUUUGCCGAGAUGGUGCGACAAGCGAUGGUCACGGAAUACGAAAAACUCGGCCAGGAACUUACGAAAAUGCAGCAAGACAGCGACUGGUUGAACGUAAAACGACCAAUGCGUCUCGUGAAAUAACAUGAACAGUAACAAAACGUUUUUCUUAUCUAAGUUAAAUGAGCAAAAUCCGAAACAAUAUGUUUUCCAAGCAUCAAUAUCAAAACACAAAAUCGUUACUUAUCACAAAAAAAAACUUCAUAAAAAUAGCGUCACACUUACUUAUUAAAUAGAGAGCGUUUUUUUUUGUAUUGAAUUUCACAUACGAUUAACCAUAACAAGCAGCUAGAUAUAGAAACCCUUUGAGAGGCUAUUUAUAGAAUACUCUUGCUUUUUUUUCGCCGCUCACUUGCUCGGUAGAAUAUUAGAGUUUGGUCCCUUUCAACUCCCUCAACGAACCUUUUUAAGCUCCUUUUAUUGUUUGCGUCCUUUUUUUAUUCACUUAAUUUCUGUAAAUACGUUUUUUUUUUGUAAGUCACAUCAGAAAUUUAAUGUUAAGAGAAAAAAAAGACACAGCCCAGUUUUUUUUUAUUAGGAGAAUUAGGAGAAAAAUUACGUAAAUAAUAAGAAAUAAAAUAAUCAACGUCGGUCAGGAAUUUUUUUUUACAUUUUUUGUAAUAAAUAUUAAAUAAAAUAAUCAAUAGGUCAUAAUGAUUUCACCCCACUCGACACGGUUUGAAAGAAAAACUUCCAAGAACACAUUAAAAAAUUAUUCGAAUGUCUAAAAAAAACCAAGUAAAACUUAAGAAAUUAGGAAAUAAAAAUUGUUAUAAAAAUAAAAGAAGUCAAAUUUGCAUAAAAUAGUGGUGAUAAAUGUAAAAAAGCAUUAAAAAUGCUCCCUUAUUAAAGAUUAUAAGACAGAAAAAAAAAUU
Molecule: messenger RNA, 1791 nt
Organism: Culicoides brevitarsis
Lineage: Eukaryota; Metazoa; Arthropoda; Insecta; Diptera; Ceratopogonidae
Product: 1-acyl-sn-glycerol-3-phosphate acyltransferase alpha-like
Exons: 4
Coding region: 107-1000 (297 amino acids)
Biological process (GO): phosphatidic acid biosynthetic process
Cellular component (GO): endoplasmic reticulum
Molecular function (GO): 1-acylglycerol-3-phosphate O-acyltransferase activity
Source: RefSeq, a predicted model, not a curated record